CAAAGUCACAGUAUUCAGGCCUGUCCUCGCGGUGUAUCAUCACCAAUUAUUUUCUACCUGACCUCACCGUACUGAGACGCAAGAUGCAUCGCACCGUCGUCAUCAUCGCUAUCGUCGUUUGCUGUUCUUUCACACUGAGAGCUGCGGCGGAAGAUACAGUGCUGGACCAACAAUCGCUUGACUUUGGAAGUGUGGCUGUUGAGGAUCAAGUCGAUGGCGGCGCGGUACACACCAGGGAAAAGAGAACGCUGUUCUUGAAGAAGAAGCUGCUCGGCGCUGGCCUCCUCGGCUUCGGUCUCGGCGUCGCGAAAGGAUACAAAGCCGGUUAUUACAGCGCACCGGAAGUACAUCACGUGUAUCUUUCGCCUCCGGUGAAGUACGUGGAAUACGUCGAGAAGCCAGUUUACAUCGAAAGGAUCGUCCCGAAACCUAUUUACGGACCGCCGCAUAAAGAAUACGCGCCAGCCUGGUCGCAGCCAGAUCCGUCGCCCUCCUACGGCGCUUGGUAAACGUGGAGCGCAGUUCGUGUAAGACGAGAACGUACCGAUCUGAUCUCCUUGUUUUUACCUCGAGAUACUAGAAACAGCCAAAAUCGCGCGUGCAACGCGUCGCGUCUCAGUCAGGUCGUCUAACUUUAAGUGUAAAGAUAACAAUAACAUUACUUAGUAAUAAUAAUCGAAGAAGUUGUUAUUUUUGUUACCGAUGUAUAGAUUAA
Messenger RNA from Dinoponera quadriceps, 715 nucleotides. RefSeq lists its product as uncharacterized. NCBI's taxonomy places the organism in Eukaryota, Metazoa, Arthropoda, Insecta, Hymenoptera, Formicidae. The transcript is spliced from 4 exons. The record is from RefSeq and is a predicted model, not a curated record. The coding region runs from base 84 to 509 and encodes 141 amino acids.